Molecule: messenger RNA, 522 nt
Organism: Giardia duodenalis
Lineage: Eukaryota; Fornicata; Diplomonadida; Hexamitidae
Product: High cysteine protein
Exons: 1
Coding region: 1-522 (173 amino acids)
Source: RefSeq, a predicted model, not a curated record
AUGCGGGCUGCAAGACGUGCGGCCCCAACGACCAGACGUGCCUGGACUGCAAGACUCCUGGCGAGAACGUGCAGCUCGAUAAAAGAAGCUGCGGCCCCACCUGCCCGCAGAACUCCUCCCCAACCAAAACGUCUGCGAGUGCAACCGGGAUUCAACUUGAACGAUAGAAAAGACGCGUGCGAGGCGGUUGCCAACACAAACUGCGCACAAGAGCUGCAGAAUGCGGGCUGCAAGACGUGCGGCCCCAACGACCAGACGUGCCUGGACUGCAAGACUCCUGGCGAGAACGUGCAGCUCGAUAAAAGAAGCUGCGGCCCCACCUGCCCGCAGAACUCCUCCCCCAACCAAAACGUCUGCGAGUGCAACCCGGGAUUCAACCUGAACGAUAGAAAAGACGCGUGCGAGGCGGUUGCCAACACAAACUGCGCACAAGAGCUGCAGAAUGCGGGCUGCAAGACGUGCGGCCCAACGACCAGACGUGCCUGGACUGCAAGAUCCUGGCGAGAACGUGCAGCUCGAUAA